Messenger RNA from Trichoderma gamsii, 630 nucleotides. RefSeq lists its product as hypothetical. Gene Ontology annotation, biological process: regulation of DNA-templated transcription. The record is from RefSeq and is a predicted model, not a curated record. The coding region runs from base 1 to 630 and encodes 209 amino acids. The transcript has 2 exons. NCBI's taxonomy places the organism in Eukaryota, Fungi, Ascomycota, Sordariomycetes, Hypocreales, Hypocreaceae. Gene Ontology annotation, molecular function: DNA-binding transcription factor activity, RNA polymerase II-specific; zinc ion binding.
AUGCAAAAGCAGAAGAUUGAACGAGGACCGCGAGGCAGAUAUGCACGCCUGAUUUGCCGUGGUUGCAGAGCACGAAAAAUAAAAUGCAUCCUGCCAUCGCGUGCGGACAUGGGGCCACUGUGCAGCCCGCAGCCCGAGUCUACAAGUUGCGAACGAUGUCGAAAUCUAGAUUUAGAAUGCCUUGUCGAGCAGACUCACCUUGGGCGUCCAGCAGCGAAAAGUGUUAUUCGGCCGAUGGUGAGUAGUAAACCUGAGGGGUCUGCUAGCUCACGUAUGCAAGAUGAAGAGAGAUCCAAGCUCUCGAACUCGAUUCGGCAAUUCCUGUUCUCUAGUGCGAUGAAUGUCAAUUUGGUAGAGAGCAUAUGCGGACAUACAGGAGCUCUGUCCAACGAAGACGAUCUUUACUAUUCCAUGACUUGCAUUAAAGCCUUUGUUGCCUUGGUCUUAGCCAAAGACACUUCCUUUGGUGCUGGUAUCCUUCUGAGAACUGCUUGUGACACCCUACUGACAGACAUUGUCGGUCGCGAGCUAGCCACCUCGCUUGACAAUCUACAGGCUGGUCUGGCAAAGAUUUUUUAUACCUGGAACUCCAAGUCUGACCGUAUUAAGAGAACGCUUACUGUCAAGUGA